UGGACAACAACGGAUAUGAGAGCGACGCGUCUAAUAUAAUCUCCUCGUUUACCUUUUUGACUAGAGCGCGUGACACUGGAGGAGCGCACGAGUAAUUGCGCAUUUCACCGUUACGCACCGCUGUUUGUGCCAAUCCACCGUAGCGAGAAUGACUGAGACACAAACAAUCAACCACCACGCGCCGCCACCGAAGCAGCACCAAAACGGCCACCCCACGGCACCGGUGGAUGAUGUUUUUGACGCAACGUACAAAGAAAAAGAGGGACGUAGACCGCGAAUGCAGCUGGUGUGGAGAAAUAUCGUUCUAAUGGCGUUAUUGCAUAUCGGUGCGCUCUACGGUUUCACGCUCAUUCCUUACGCCAAGACGUGGACGCUUGUUUGGACUGCUCUGUGCUACGUCUUCAGUGGUCUCGGGGUGACUGCUGGCGCCCACAGACUGUGGAGUCACAGAUCCUACAAGGCCUCCUUUCCACUCAGAGUCUUCCUCGCUCUCGGCAACUCCAUGGCUUUCCAGAAUGACAUCUACGAGUGGGCCAGAGACCACCGCGUGCACCAUAAGUACUCGGAGACUGAUGCGGACCCCCAUAAUGCAACACGGGGCUUCUUCUUCUCCCAUGUGGGCUGGCUGCUGGUGCGCAAACAUCCAGAUGUCAAAGAGAAGGGGCAGAAGCUGGACAUGUCUGACCUGGAGGAGGACCAAGUGGUGAUGUUUCAGAGAAGACACAGCCUCCUGUCUUUGGUGGUCAUGUGCUUUGUUCUGCCCACUCUGGUGCCAUGGUGGGGCUGGGGCGAGUCUCUGGAGGUGGCGUAUUUCCUUCCUGGACUCUUCCGAUACGCACUGCAGCUGAAUGCCACCUGGCUGGUGAACAGUGCCGCUCACAUGUGGGGCAACCGGCCUUAUGAUGUCACCAUCAACCCUCGAGAGAACCAUAUGGUGGCAUUUAGCGCUAUGGGUGAAGGCUUCCACAACUACCACCACACUUUUCCUUUCGACUAUGGCACCAGUGAGUUUGGCUGGAGGCUCAACCCCACCACAGCGUUCAUAGACCUCAUGUGCUUCCUGGGUUUCGCUUCGGAUCGCAAAAAAGUCUCCAAAGAGAUGAUCCUAGCCCGUAAACAACGGACAGGCAGCGGAAGCAACAACAGUGACUAAGUUCUUUCUAUUUAAAGGUCCUAUAUUACACAACAUGGACUCUUGUGAGAUUUAAGCCAUGUUAUAAUGUUGUCAACAAAAACAUACCUGGAGUUGUGUUUUGUUUCAUUCACACAUGUUUGAGUAAUUCCUUAUUGUUAGGCUGUUUACAUCUCCAAAGCUCAAAAUGCUCUGUUCCAUCUUGUGAUGUCAUGAAGUGGUAGUUUUCAAGUUAACAGCUCCUUUUACCUUUAGUUCAAUACAGAGAGGCAAUUCCGGUUCAGAAUCAUUCAAGUGCUUCUAGUGAAAAAAAAUACAGUGGGGCACUUCCUACCAUAUGACAUCACAAGGUGGUACAGUGUUUUCUGCUCAAGAGAAGAACUCAGCAUAAAUAGGCUGAGUUAAUGUGUUAAACAUGUGUGAAUGAAACAAAACACAACUUCAGGUAUGUUUUUGAUGAUGCGACAACAUUAUAACAUAGAUCAGAAAAUAACGUAAUAUGGGCCCUUUAAACUGACAAAGUCAGUGCUACUGCCAGGAUUGGAGUGACUAUUAUAAUAUUUUGUGACAAAUUAAUGUUUUUGGUGUGCGUUUUGAAUGCUUUAUUUAAAGCUGCAUUGUGUAACUUUCGGGUAAAGGGUCCAACACCUGCUUGUCUCGAUGGAGAUAUUACUUUGUCUGAAAUGUUUCACUAUGUGGCAUUACACUUAUCCAUCUUCCUUCAGUCAUUCAUUUAUGUUUUAAAAAAAAUAGCUCUAAGAACUUGCACACCUACAGUCAGCAGGCCAUCUUCUACACAGAUCUGACCGGUAUCUUGGUCAGGUGGAAUCUCCUGCUUGUUUCUAUGGAGAUAGUUAAGUUUAAUAUGAUAUGGUGAAACAUUCCAAGCAAAGCAAUUACAUCACCGUAGAGACCCUCCACCAGAAAAGUUACAUAGUGCACCUUUAAGGCACUGUACCUGAUUUUUACUGUCAUAACAUGUAAAACAGAACUAGUUCUGUUUAAACGGUUUGCAGUGCUCCAAAGUUAUUCCUCACUUACCUUUUGCAUUCUGAGCAUCCUAAUUAUUCACUAUGAUGAGUUUACUAUGAGGCACUUUUAACAACUUUUAGAGACCAGAGCGGAGUUUUGCCAUGACCGUAACAACUACUAGCAUUCUAAUGCACACUUCCUAAUUAUCUGACAGUAAAGAGAUUUCUAAAGAGACCUCAACAGCUGUAUAUAAUAUGUCAGUACUGGGGCGAGACAGAUCGUGCUUGAAUACAUGGGAAAAAUCAGGCACAGGGCCUUUAAUGACUUGUUUAAAGGGAGGCAAUGUAGAACUUUGAUUUCAAAUUUCAUAAACAUGUAAACUGGUAAAUGAGUUAAAAUCAAAUAUAUUACUUUUACUGAUAAUACUUGACAUGUUGAUUUGUUCUUGAUUCAAAAUCUUUGGACAUGGAGGUUGUGUUGUUUUGGAUCUUAAAGGUCCCAUAUUGCAGAAAAUAGAUCCCCUGUGAGAUUUAAGCCAUGUUAUAAUGUUGUUACCUCAUCAAAAAUAUACCCAGAGUUGUGUUUUGUUUCAUUCACACAUAUUUGAGUAAUCCUGUAUUGUUAGUUUCUUUACAUUUCCAAAGCUCAAAAUGCUCUGUUCCACCUUGUGAUGUCAUGAAGUGAUAGUUUUCAAGUGAACAGCUACCUUUUCCCUUCAGUUCAGUAGAGAUUUAUAAUUCCAGUGCUCAAAUUAUCCAAAUGAUUCUAAUGAAGAUAUUUAAAAAGACAGAGGAGCACUUCCUGUGUUAGCAUAUGACAUCACUAGGUGGAAGGUGGGGUGUUUUCUAUGUACGAGAAGAACUCGUGUGAAUGUGAAUGAAAUUCAUGGUUUUGAUGAGGAAGCAACAUUAUAACAUAGAUCAAAAACAGCGUAAUGUGGGCCCUUUAAAAGCUGAUUAUCCAAUAAGAAAGCAGUAUGAGCCACACAUUGCGGCUGCCAGAUCCUACGACUAAAACUAGUUGACCUAAAACUUGUAUUUGUCCUCUACAUACAGGUUAAGGCACUGACAGCCCACGAUCAGUUGUGAUUGUAGUUCCCCUUUUAAUGCAGGCUACAUACCCUACCUUGAACUGAAAAUGCACAGAUGAGACAACUAUUAUUAUAGGUCAAAUCUGUUAAUAUUUUAUUUAUUCAUGUUUUUCAUUUGCAGUCUAUACUCCUGGCACUUUGUUACAUUCUUUAUAAAGAUUUGUGAGAACAGCGUUAUCAGUCUAUAUUUAUUACUACAAAAGAAAGUUUGAAUUGCAUUGUUCAGCUUGCACAGUAACUAUCUGAAGUCAUAAAUCGGAUAUGACAAUUUAUGUGGUGUCUGAACAAACACCAAACCAACACAUCAACCAACACAAAAAUUUAAAUAAUAACACAUCUUAGCUAAACUACUAUGGUCUCGAAAGCCACAUCCAUAUCAGGUGUCCUUCUGAACAGAUCCAUGUAGGCUUGUCAUGAUAAUUACUAUAUCGACUCAGUGAAUGACGAAUGGAAACAUAAUUUUGGAUUAUUUGUCCAAAAUUGUCUUGUCUUACAUUGUUUUGAUAUGAUCCAUGAGGGUUUGUGUCAGGAGUACAGCACUGAUGAAU
Messenger RNA from Boleophthalmus pectinirostris (great blue-spotted mudskipper), 3742 nucleotides. It is a transcript of the gene scdb, whose product is annotated as stearoyl-CoA desaturase b. Bases 149 to 1153 code for a protein of 334 amino acids. The record is from RefSeq and is a predicted model, not a curated record. Gene Ontology annotation, cellular component: endoplasmic reticulum membrane. Gene Ontology annotation, molecular function: iron ion binding; palmitoyl-CoA 9-desaturase activity; stearoyl-CoA 9-desaturase activity. Gene Ontology annotation, biological process: unsaturated fatty acid biosynthetic process; response to fatty acid. NCBI's taxonomy places the organism in Eukaryota, Metazoa, Chordata, Actinopteri, Gobiiformes, Gobiidae. The transcript has 5 exons.